This is a messenger RNA of Alternaria alternata, 2550 nucleotides long. RefSeq lists its product as hypothetical. The transcript has 4 exons. The coding region runs from base 53 to 2464 and encodes 803 amino acids. The record is from RefSeq and is a predicted model, not a curated record. Lineage: Eukaryota; Fungi; Ascomycota; Dothideomycetes; Pleosporales; Pleosporaceae.
AAUCUAUCUUUCGUGCGCCUAAAGAUAUCAAACUAUCUCUGUGUCGCACAUAAUGCAUCAGCGUACGAUUUCCUUAACCCAGGGCAAGACCGCAAGCGGACAACGUCUGGAUGGGGUUGAACCUCACGUAUCAGACAAGGCUACUGCGAGAUCACACGGUGAACCCAUCCACUCACACUCCAGCAUGAAUCCAGUUUUCCAGUCAGAUCUCGAUCCAUUCCUGGCUCCCGCCCUAUCUCCGGUUUCAGACGCAGCUUCAGAAAUGUCGAGACUAUUUGCAUCUUCCAAAAGAACUGAUUGCGCAGUCAAACACCCGCCUCUCCCUUUACUGGGAAGGGCUUUGGGGUCGAGACAGACGUGGAGGAUACCAGCCACCAUAUUAGGAUUCUAUUUCAUAUCGUUCUUCUGUGCAGCUACACAUUAUUGCUUCUUCACCUAUCUCGACGGUCGCAUUAUCUCUCCAGGUUUUACGCUCUCCAUGAAAACUACUACGGUUUCACAAGCCUAUGCUACUACAGUGUCACUGGUACUAGUCACCGCAUUUCGUGCUGCACUAGUAGCAAGCAUAGGGACAUGCUACACGCAAUUUCUUUGGGCAACAUUGAGAAAGCGCGUGCUUAAGGUCAGUCUGAUCGAGGAUCUUUUCCAAGUGCAAACAAAUCCGUUCCACUUCUUCAACUACCAGUUGUACUUCAAGACGCCGGUACUUGUAGCUGUAGCUAUUUUUUGCUGGCUUGUUCCGAUUGCAACAGUAUACCCUCCCGGUACUCUAGUCGUCGAAAUACAGCCUUCUUCCAUUGACAUAAGCUUCAAUGUGUCUGUAUUCCACCACAGAAAUCUUCUGGACAUAUCUGAAGACAAUGUUAUAGGUCAGGUAAAGUGUGAGGUUAAUUGUGUAAACGAUACCUGUACCGACCAUCUUUCAACAUCACCGCAAAUGACAAAGAACACAACGUUCCUAAAGACCUGUUCUUCGCAAAGUGUGACAAAUGGCAUGGAAUAUAUCACAAGCUCAAACCUGAUUGUGGGCGAAAUAUCACGGCUGAAGCAAGCAAGUCAAGAGAACACAUCGUAUGAACUCAGUUUCUUCGGAACCACCUUGGACUGUGAAACCACGAAUCGCUCUAUGGAAUAUACAAUCUCGGAGUUAAGUUUGACGAACAUGCCUAGCGACCAUAAAGAGGCGAUCUGGCAAAUUUCCAAUCCCGCACCCAACUGUACGUUAACAAACACGGGAUCACAGUGGGAUGUUUCCUUAGAGGAUGCAAAUAUCACCUAUCGCGUCGUCCAUGACCUAGAUGCGCCACAGUAUUGGCCAUGCUUAGACAAAAACCAAUGGAUGCCCAAUACUGAUAACAUAUCCUGGCUUCCCUUAAAGGCAAACUUUUCGGGCUGGCUGGAUUCGGGCCGAAUACAUUCGACUGUCCCUGUGACCGAAACAGUAUGCAGUCCAAAGAUAGUCGAAUACCAUAUCACUAUGUCAAAUGCUGCAGGGGCACAGCACGCAUCUUAUAUCAUCAAAAAGGAUGUAUCUAUACCGACAUACACUCGAGAUUUUGACGACUUCAGCGGAACCUUUGAGCAAUGGGCACAACUUUCUGACGCUGUAGCGAUAUAUCGGAACUUUGCACAGAACUUUAACCAGUCUGGGUCCGCUUUCAAAAGAUGGACUUUCGAAUAUCCCAGCAUGUCGAAUGAGACAAAGCCUUACACGACUGAAGAUGGAGAGGUUGUGGAAACAUGCGUGCUCGAUGUGAAACCCCAUGGCAAAUCUUAUCUUGUCACACAAAAUGACGAGGUCGGGGCCACCAUAUGGCGUCUCGGAGUUUUCGAACAGCGACUUGAUGGAGGCAAUAAAUAUGAUGGAUGCCCAGCGUUUGAUCCUGAUAUGGCCAAUGAGCUUCUCAUCAAUACCACGAUCUCUGCAUUGGCUCUUAAUCAGCGAUUCGACAUGGUCAACGGAACAGAGACCCUCAAUUUCAAUGCCUACCACUUCGAGAACAAGCUCGCCUUAAUCCUGCCAUACGGUUUAUCGCUUGCACUCGCCGUACCAAUUCUAGUGUUAGGAUUUAUAGCUCUCUAUGUUCAGAACCACGGCGUUUCAGCUAUCAGUGGAGGUUUUCUGCAACUUCUCAUGACGACUACUGGACGUACUUCGCUUGAAGCGGUGGUUACGAAAGGCUCUGGCACGCUGGGUGGAUAUGAAAAUGUGUCAAAAGAACUCCGCGAAAUGGAAGUCAGGUUUGGAGAGCUGAUCCAAGUCAGCGGAGAAGACCAGAAGGAGACAGACACGCUCCUAAACGAACAUGAAGAGCAUGCAGAUGUGCAGGAAGACGGCAGUUCACAGUCAGGUCUUGAAACUACGUGUGGAAUGGAGCGGUGCGAGGACAGUGUCUCAGUAGUGCAAAGAGCUGGUUUCGGUACAGUCGAUGAAGUCGGACUAUUCAGGAAGAAAGGAGAGUAGUAGUUAGCAUGCUUUCCUUUUUAAAUGUUAUAAAGAAGAAGGAGAGGAAGUAAGGGAAGACUAAUCUAGAAUAAAUAGAAGCUCAU